CCAAGUCGCCAACGCGAUCCAGCCAGCCAAGUCCAACCAAACGCGCACCCACCAACGCCACCCGAAGCUUCGGCCCCUGUCUAAACUCCGACCCGUUCCACCGCCUCGCCGUCCACUUCCAAACCCAACCACCCCCACCACCGCCGUGAUCCCCUCCAAUCCCUUCGCCGGCGACCACCGGCCGCCGGCGACUCCGCCUCCGCCGCCAUGCCGCCCUCCUACACCCCGACCGCCCGCCUCCGCCUCCUCGUCCUCUUCCUCGCGUCCCUCUCGCUCCUCUUCGCCCAAACCCUAGCCUCGUCCUCCGCGGAGGCCGAGGUCUCCGACCCCUGCGCCGCCCCCGUGUCGGACGGGGGCAGCGAGGCCCAGCUUUGCCCCGUGCGGUGCUUCCGGCCGGACCCGGUCUGCGGCGCCGACGGGGUCACGUACUGGUGCGGGUGCCCCGAGGCCGCCUGCGCCGGCGCGCGCGUGGCGCGGCGCGGGUACUGCGAGGUCGGGGCCGGCUCCGCGCCCGUCUCCGGGCAGGCGCUGCUGCUCGUCCACAUCGUCUGGCUCUUCGUGCUCGGCGCCGCCGUCCUCCUUGGCUUCCUCUGAUGUGCGCGCGCCACCCGCUACACCUCCUCCCUCCCCCCUCUGUAGUUGAUUUCUCCACAUUUAUCCGUUUCGCGAUUAUUUUUCUAGGUUGGUAUUAGUGCGCUGUUAUAUGAUCUGAGGGAUGUUGCUGCAACAAUUUGUUGUAAACUUGUAAGUUUGGAGGAUUUCGUCGAGAGAUGUCACACGAUUUCGUCGAGAGAUGUCACACAAUUCUUUCAUAGAUCUGUUUGAUUGGCCUGGGCUCUCAUUUCAGAGCUGAGCUGUGCAGAUGGGUCGUGAUCUGUAGUUGAGAUCAUGUUUUGACAGUUUGUAAAUGUAUGCUAACAAUUGCAGCGAUCAGUUUCAUGGUUUUGUACAAAAUCGAGCUUCAUGGUUUACCAUUUUUAAUGUGCUCUGUUCGUUUUGUUCUA
Messenger RNA from Oryza sativa Japonica Group (Japanese rice), 1004 nucleotides. RefSeq lists its product as uncharacterized. NCBI's taxonomy places the organism in Eukaryota, Viridiplantae, Streptophyta, Magnoliopsida, Poales, Poaceae. The record is from RefSeq and is a predicted model, not a curated record.